AUGCACAGAAAGAUGUGGGGAAAUACCUUGAACCGUUUCAAGAAUCAAGUUGCUUCAUGUAACGGCUGUAAGACAUUUUUCCGUCGAUGCGUUCUCGCCGGUGCCAGUUUUCGGUGUAUCCGCUCCGAUUCAAAUUGUCUGACAAACAUGAAACUGGUGCCCGGAGCUCGAAUUAAGUGUCGAAGUUGCCGAUUGGAUCGUUGUCUUCAACAAGGAAUGCGCAAAGAAGCUGUCACCUCGGGAUUUCUAGCUGGCGAUGGGAAAACAGCAACAGAUGCAUACUUGGCUUCUAUUUCUCAGCCGAGUACCUCUACCGCGAUUCCAAAAGUUACCGAAACGGCUUCCUGCUUGCGACAAGCACUUCGACUCAUCAGCAGAUUCAGAAAGUGUGACAUUCGUCUCAAGGAAAUUGACAUUCACAUCAGCCGCCUCCUUAACAUGGACAGCUUUCUCGAUAAUCUCUCCAGCUACAAGGAAGUAUCGGGAACACAACGCGACCUACCCGAGUGGCUUACGAUAGAUUUAGUCAGCUCAAUCGAGUUUGCCAAACGAUUGCCGGAUAUCACAAAAUUCAAGGAUUCCGACAAGGAAGAGCUUAUUCGUAGUUCUUGCUUCACCAUAGCGAUUGCUAUCCAGGCGAUCGAAAGUUAUUUUGAAAAACACAGAACAGUUGUGAUGCCAGACGGUACUGAUGUCAUCCAGGCGAUUAAAAACGCAGGGACCUUCAUCAAUUCUGACUACACCCAAAUGUUUGUCACUAUACUCGAUCCACUCCAUCGAGAACAGUUCACAAUUGACGAGCUCGUGCUGACGUUGCAACUUUUAUUCUACACUAUCGCUUCACCUGAUAAUCUAAGUGUCGACGGGAAGAUUCAACUCGAGAAAUCUGUGAAAGCUAGCAUGCAAUGUCUCAUGGUUCUUCUUAUUACUCAAGACAAAUCAAAAUUCUCCGCUCGCUAUGGAGCCUUGACAGCGCUCAAUGAGACCUUUAUCACUGUCACGCAUAUACACAAACUCAAAAUGAAAGAAGCCGAGCCAUUCCGUCAAAAACUUCGUGAUCUCCUCAUUGAGCAAUGUGUAUUCGACUACCGACCAAACCACUGA
Molecule: messenger RNA, 1104 nt
Organism: Caenorhabditis briggsae
Lineage: Eukaryota; Metazoa; Nematoda; Chromadorea; Rhabditida; Rhabditidae
Gene: Cbr-nhr-137
Product: Protein CBR-NHR-137
Exons: 12
Coding region: 1-1104 (367 amino acids)
Biological process (GO): anatomical structure development; cell differentiation; regulation of transcription by RNA polymerase II
Molecular function (GO): RNA polymerase II cis-regulatory region sequence-specific DNA binding; zinc ion binding; nuclear receptor activity
Source: RefSeq, a predicted model, not a curated record